AUGACACGGCCCCUGAGAGAUCGCCCUCGAGAGACACGCCCCUUAGACAGCACGCCCCUCGGAGAGAGAGAAAGGACCACACCCCUUGCAGAGAGGACACCGCCGCAUCGAGAGACACGCCGCUUCGAGAGACCACGACGCCCCGACACGCCCCCAGAGAGAAGCGCCCCCUCGAGAGACACGACCCCUGAGAGACACGCCCCUCGAGAGACACCCCUCGAGAGCCCCUUGAGAGACACGCCCUCGAGAGACACGCCCCUCGAGACCACGCCCCUCGAGAGACACGCCCCUCGAGAGACACGCCCCUCGAGACACGCCCUCGAGAGACACGCCCCUCGAGAGAAAGACACGCCCCUCGAGAGACACGCCCAUCGAGAGAGAGACAGCGAGAGACACGCCCCUGAGAGACACCGCCCUCGAGAGACACGCCCCCUCGAGACACGCCUCUCGAGAGACACGCCCUCGAGAGACACGCCCCUCGAGAGACCACGCCCAUCGAGAGAGAGGACACGCCCCCUCGAGAGACACGCCCCUCGCGGAGAGACACGCCCCUCGAGAGACACCCCCCACGCCCCUCGAGAGACACGCCCUUGCCCCUCGAGAGAAGAACACGCCCCUCGAGAGACACGCCCCUCAGAGACACGCCCCUCGAGAGACACGCCCUCGAGAGAGAGACACGCCCCUCGAGAGACACGCCCCUCGAGAGACACGCCCCUCGAGAGACACACGCCCCAUCGAGAGACACGCCCCUCGAGACACACGCCCCUUCGAGAGACACGCCCCUCGAGAGACACGAGAGAGAGACACGCCCCCUCGAGAGACACGCCCCUCGAGAGACACGCCCCUCGAGAGACACGCCCCCACAAGAGCACCUGCAACGAAAUCUGUGGCCUUCCUCGAGGCGUUUAA
Penaeus vannamei (Pacific white shrimp) is the source of this 909-nucleotide messenger RNA. Lineage: Eukaryota; Metazoa; Arthropoda; Malacostraca; Decapoda; Penaeidae. The record is from RefSeq and is a predicted model, not a curated record.